AGGGUGAUGGGAGCUGUAUAGAAAGAGACUUAUGCUUACUUCACCUCCUUCCUCCUAUCUCGCUCUUCCUUAUCUUCCUUAAUCUUUUUCUUAAUUUCAUUCAUUCACUCACUCCCAACUAGAGAGAACAGAGACAUGGGGAAUUGUCAAACCAUAGAUGCUGCAGCGUUGGUUAUACAGCACCCAAGUGGGAAGAUAGAGAGGCUAUAUUGCCCUGUUAGUGUUAGUGAGGUGAUGAGAAUGAACCCUGGUCAUUAUGUUUCUUUGAUUAUUCCAUUGCCUGUAUCUGGGGAUCAAGAAAACCAAGACCACGUCAAAACUGUGCAGUUCACCCGUGUUAAGCUUCUCAGGCCGAGCAAUACUCUUGCACUUGGUCAUGCUUAUCGACUUGUUACUACUCAAGAAGUUAUGAAGGUGCUACAGGCAAAGAAGUACGCGAAAUUGAAGGGACAGCAGCAGCCAGAAUCGGUUGACAAGAACAAGUCACAGCUGCAGGUAGCACCAGAGAAGAAGCAAAGUACAGAUUGCGAGACAAGAAAGAAGUCUAACAUAGAGAAGGAUUACAGGGUGUCCAAACAUGAAAGACAUCGACACAGGAUGCCAUCAAUUAACUCUGCCUCCCUAAGGUCAAAGUCAUGGCGCCCCUCUUUACAGAGUAUCUCUGAAGCUGGGAGCUGAUGGUAUGUCAAAUUGCAACCUGCCUUGUAGCCAAUAAAAAGUGCAAUAGAUUGCUUCCAUCAUUUACAGAUUUUGGCCAUAUAAUGGACAGAUGCACACCAUGUAUUCAGUAUUUUCUUAUACACAGCAAAAUAGAGUCACUCAACCAAUUAAUGGAGGUGGGCAGUCAUCUGUACCAUUGUCAACUAGAGCUCCUAGCAGAAAAAAUAUUUUCAAGUAAUAAUCUCCCUGUAUAGCUACAAAAGAAGCAAUGGAUCUGAUAUUGUUUACAAUUAUAGUUUAUGUUGCCUCCA
Populus trichocarpa (black cottonwood) is the source of this 971-nucleotide messenger RNA. RefSeq lists its product as uncharacterized. Bases 136 to 678 code for a protein of 180 amino acids. The record is from RefSeq and is a predicted model, not a curated record. The transcript is spliced from 3 exons. Lineage: Eukaryota; Viridiplantae; Streptophyta; Magnoliopsida; Malpighiales; Salicaceae.